GGAUAGUCGUCCCUCCAAUUAGGGCAAGAUGGGGGAGAACUAUCUCAACUCGCUGAUUAGUCUUGUUUCCAAAAGUGACAUUCGCUAUGAGGGCAUUCUGUACAAUAUCAACAUGGAUGAGAGCAGCAUCGCGCUGUCUCAAGUGAGGUCUUUCGGGACGGAAGGACGGCGAGUCGGCGGGCCGCAAGUUCCUCCCAGCAACGAGGUCUACGAUUAUAUCAUUUUCAAGGGUGAUGACAUCAAGGACCUUACUGUCUUGGGUCCUCCUGGAACAGUUCCGGGGACUGCGCCAGCUGCUCCUCCUCCUCCUCCCGCGCCAGCCCCACCCCCGCCGAGCGACCCUAUCCAGUCAAACCCGUGGGCUCCGUCGGCGGUUCCGACGGCACAACCCUACGCUGCGCCGGUGUACGGAGCGGAUCAGUGGGCCCCUGCUGCUCCGCAGCAGCCACCACCGCAGCCUCAGGCGCCUCCACCGCCACCGCAGCCUGCUUACACGGCAUCCGCCCCACCUGUGGCGCCGGCUUCUGCACAGAAGGUCGCACCGCAGGUGCAGGUUGCGCCGGCAGCACCGCGUGCACCUCCCCCCCCGCAGCAGGCGCCCCCAAAGCCGUCAAACUAUGCACAGGCUGCUGCCGUCGGGCGCGGUGGCGUUGGGGGCCGGGGCCCUGCCGUGGGUCCUGCGCCCGGGGGCCGGGGCGGUGGGCGCAACGGGCCGCAGGCACCCUACCAGGUGAACGGGGGCAGGGGUGGACCGGCUCCGGGAGGCCGUGGUCCCGCCGCGGCACCAGCUCCUCGACCGUCUGCUGCGCCCGUGGCGGUUCCAGCGCCGGCAUCAGCCGCGGCAUCCUCGCCUAUGCCCUUGCCAGUCCCCGCGGAGGACUUCAACUUUGAGGAGCAGAACGCGAAGUUCAAGAAGGAGGAGGUCGCGAAGGAGAUUGCGGAGGCCGUGAAGCCGCGUGGGGCUUAUGUUCGGGACGACUUCUUCGAUGCUAUCUCAUGCGAGACGCUUGAGCGUCUGAACAUCGAUAGCGGGGCUGGAGCGGGUGGCAGUGCGGGCGGUGGCGGCCGCGUGGAUGGCCGCGGUGACGGCCGGCAGCGUGCGGCUGAUGCCCGGCGGCUGGACAUGGAGACCUUUGGAGGUCUUGGUGGCCUGCGGCACAACUACAACUAUGGAGGGCGCGGCCGGAGCGGCCGGGGCCGGGGCCGGGGCGAUGCUGGCGGCCGGGGCGGAGGCCGCGACGGUGGCAGUGGCGGCGGUCGUGGGUUGAGGCCCCACGCCACGGGCGUUCCCAAUGGCGGAGGCCGUGGUGGCCGCGGACGCAACUAAAGAAGAGGCUAGUUGCUGGAACCGUUUAGCUUGUGUUGACCGCCAUUUCGAGCGAAUGAGGUGAUCUAUGUUUACCCGGACUGUUCAUACGCUAGAUGCCGAUGCUGAACGCCGGUGGACUUGCAAUAUGAACUGUCCCAGACCAUGACUAAGGCUUUUCAUUGGGCAAUGCAGGGCAAUGCUUGUAAUAGAUUGCAAUGCAACGCGUUGCUUUCGGAUUGGUCUGUGCUUGAGGAUGGUUAGGAGUUGGCGACUCCUGUCCAUGACGCUGCAGUCGGCACGCCUGGAGGGCUGCCGUUAUGAACGCUAUUCGAUUGGAUGUUAUUCACUCACUCGCUCAGCCUGCUCUGCUGUACGAGAGGUACAAGAUGCGCCUGCGUUAAAUGGUUGUUACAUGCAGCAGCGGUGUGAUGCAUGCAUAUUGCGGCAUGUUUCUAUCAUGUAAUAAUGUCGAUAAAAA
Messenger RNA from Volvox carteri f. nagariensis, 1787 nucleotides. RefSeq lists its product as uncharacterized. Gene Ontology annotation, cellular component: P-body. The transcript has 9 exons. The record is from RefSeq and is a predicted model, not a curated record. Bases 29 to 1327 code for a protein of 432 amino acids. NCBI's taxonomy places the organism in Eukaryota, Viridiplantae, Chlorophyta, Chlorophyceae, Chlamydomonadales, Volvocaceae. Gene Ontology annotation, biological process: cytoplasmic stress granule assembly; P-body assembly. Gene Ontology annotation, molecular function: mRNA binding.